Messenger RNA from Strongylus vulgaris, 483 nucleotides. The record is from the annotation of a GenBank genome assembly. NCBI's taxonomy places the organism in Eukaryota, Metazoa, Nematoda, Chromadorea, Rhabditida, Strongylidae.
AUGAUUAGAUGCUAUUCCGAUGUUGGUCGAGCUGGGGGAAGGCAGGAAUUAUCGUUAGACGAUGGCUGCAUGCAGUACGAUACAGCUAUCCACGAGCUGAUGCACUCAGUAGGCUUUUACCAUGAGCACGAAAGAUGGGACCGCGAUAAUUAUAUAAAGAUACUUUGGCAGAACAUUGAUAGAGCAAAUCAACGACCGCAGCUUGUUUCAGAUGCAUACGAUCAGUUUGGUAAAGUAGAUCUGAGCGAGAGUUCCUACUACGGCCAAGUGUAUGACUACUACUCGAUCAUGCAUUAUGAUAGUUUGGCGUUUUCAAAGAAUGGCCUCGAAACUAUGGUGGCGAGAGUUCCUGAGAUGACGAGAGUGAUUGGCUCUGCAAUUGAUUUCAGCCCUGUAGGCGAUUUGACUCAUAGUUGUGAAAACACAAACAAAAGCGAUUCUAUGAAAGUGAAAUUGAAAACAAUGAAAAAAACACCUAGCUAA